This is a messenger RNA of Camellia sinensis, 1599 nucleotides long. RefSeq lists its product as uncharacterized. The record is from RefSeq and is a predicted model, not a curated record. Lineage: Eukaryota; Viridiplantae; Streptophyta; Magnoliopsida; Ericales; Theaceae.
AUGGUAAAGGUUGAAUGGAAUGAGCAUUAUGGCAAGGAGGCUACAUGGGAAAAGGAAGAAGAAGUGAAAAUCCGUCAUCCGGAGCUACUUGUAGAGCAAGAUAUGGACAGGAGUUGGAUGUUAAUUUCUAACAAAUUCAGUCAGCCAUAUGUAGAUGGGGUGAACUCAUUUAUUGAAUUUGCAAAGGAGUAUGAUAUUGUGAAGGCUCAUUUGCUCAUAAGUGGGAUGAUAGUAUCAUACACCACUUGGUUAGAACAUGGUGAACUUCUAGAACACAAUAACCUUGAUGAAAGCAAUGGUGAAAAUGACGAGGAUCAAGAUGAAUAUGAUAACCUGAUAGAGGACUAUCAGAGGGGCAAUUUUGUGGAGGGUGAUACUCUAGAAAAACAGGAUGUACGAAAUUUUGAUAAAUUGUUACCUGCUUCCCAAUGCCGCUUGUACCCAAGUUACAAAAACUCAAAUACUCUGUUAGUAUUCGUUAUUCAGAUGCUACAUGUGAAGGUUGAAAAUAGGUGGAUCAAUAAGUCUUUUGGCAAGGUUAUGGAGAUACAAAGGUUAUUCCUACCAGAGGGCCAUGUGGUGCCAAGGUCAAUUUAUGAGUGCAAGAAGUUACUACAUGACUUGGGCUUAGGAUACGAGCUCAUCUAUGCAUGUAAACAUGAUUGUGUACUAUUCUGGAAGGAGAAUGCUACAUUGGAAAAAUGUUCCACAUGUCAAGCAUCUAGGUAUAGAGUAAAUGAUAGCAAGGGUAAGAAGAUCCCUCACGAGAUAUUGCGUUACUUCUCAUUGACACCUAGGUUGAGAAGAUUGCACAUGUCUAGGAAGACGGCUAAAGACAUGAGAUGGCAUAAUGAUAAGCGUGUUGACGAUGGUGUAGGGAGGUAUCCGGCUGAUUGUAAAGAGUGGAAGGAAUUUGAUUUGCAUUAUCCACAGUUUUCCCAAGAGACUCGCAAUGUUAGAUUGGACCUAGCCACUGAUGGGUUCAACCCUUUUGGGAACAUGAGCACUUCUUAUAGCAUGUGGCCUGUCAUACACAUGCCUUAUAACCUCCCACCUUGGAGAUGUACGAGGGCCCCAUUUUGCAUGAUGUCCUUACUUAUUCCUGGACGUAAUCAACUAGGGACUGAUAUUGAUGUCUACCUAAGGCCAUUGAUUGAUGACUUGAAGGAGUUGUGGGAGAAUGGCGUGAUGACUUACGAUGCCUCCACUGAACAGGCCUUCCGUAUUAAGAUCGGAUGGGUGGGUCAUCGAGCUUACUUGCCUGAUAACCAUCGUUGGAGGAAGGAUAAGAAGUUUGAUGGUUUAACUAAGCUUAGGAAGAAAUCCUUAGAUUUACCGGUGGAAAAAGUAAUGGCUCAAUUGGAUCAAUUGCGAGAAGUCAAGUUUGGAAAGGAUCCUACCAACAAGAAAAGGCCACGAGAGUCUGAAGAAUUGAAUUGGACAAAGAAAAGCAUAAUGUGGGAGCUAACAUAUUGGAAUAAACUAAAGCUCCAACACAAUCUUGAUGUCAUGCACAUUGAGAAGAACAUUUGUGAAAACUUUUAUGGGACGAUACUGGCCAUAGAUCAGAAAAAACAAGGACACGUACAAAGCAGGUGA